CUAGAAUAGUCUUAUAAAUGUUUAACAUCGUUAUCAGUAUUGUAAACCGUAUCGGCAAAUAAAUGAUGUUGUUCGAAGUAUAUCGCGGGUGUUAUCUCAUUUAUUUUUUUAUUCUUGUAUUCAGAUCCGAACAAAAAUAACGUAAGUAGUGAGAAGUCUAGUAAAUUGCAUUAUUCAGAGGCUUUAGCAAUGUGUCGCAAAAUAACAGAUAUCAUAUCAGGAGCUCAAAAGUUUACAUAUUCGUUUGAAAUAACGCCAGAUAUAAAAGUGGAAGACGUAGAAAACCCUUUGUUAGAUCCAUUGUUUUAUUCGAUAACAUGGCAUGCAAAGUUGUAUACAUUUGAAAACAUGGAUAUCGCGCCUCUAAAAUUGGUUGAAAAUUUGAGAAAUAACAAGAAGACAAUUUUAUUGCAUUUAUCGUGUGAUAAAUUGAAAACUGUUUAUUUGGAGAAAACACUAGAUUAUUUAAAAUCGAAGGAUGUGUGUAAUUUAUUCGUUUUACAGGGAGAAGCCUUCGAUUCAAAUUCAUCUGAUUUUAAAUCAACAUCGGAGUUGAUAUCCUGCAUACGCAAAUAUUCUGGAAACUAUUUCUGUAUUGGAGUUGCAGGACAUUGUGAAAAAGAGGGUUCAAUUGCAAGUUUGAAAGAAAAGGUCAAUAGCGGAGCUGAUUUUAUUUUAACUCAAGCCUUUUUCGAUCCAGACGUUUUUAAAUCUUUUUUGACCAAAUGUAGAAGCGAAGGCAUCGCUAUUCCAAUUAUUCCUGGUGUAUUUCCAUACGAAUCAUACCAAGAUACCAAUAAAUUCAUUAAUAUAUGUAAAAUUUACGUAGACGAAAGUGUUAAGCAGAUUAUGAGAAAUAAAACUGGCAUCGAUAUUAUUAAAGACCUAGUUCAUCAAAUUUACACGGAAAUGGACGUUAAACAUUUUCAUUUCUUUACUUUGAACAAACUCGAGAGGGCGUUAAAAAUUAUAAAUGAAAUAAAAUAAAUUUAUAG
Molecule: messenger RNA, 995 nt
Organism: Colias croceus (clouded yellow)
Lineage: Eukaryota; Metazoa; Arthropoda; Insecta; Lepidoptera; Pieridae
Product: 5,10-methylenetetrahydrofolate reductase
Exons: 2
Coding region: 190-987 (265 amino acids)
Biological process (GO): tetrahydrofolate interconversion
Cellular component (GO): cytosol
Molecular function (GO): methylenetetrahydrofolate reductase [NAD(P)H] activity; FAD binding
Source: RefSeq, a predicted model, not a curated record